AUGUAUAAUGAGAUACGGAAACAGAGAGCUCUGCAAGGCGGAGACGUAAGUGCAGCUAUUAGGUACUUGGAAGGUCUGGCACGCAUGGAUGGGAAAAUGUUUUGGCGGUACAAGUUGGGUGCAGGGCAACACCUAUGCAACUUGUUUUGGAGCGAUGGUCGUUGUCAGGAAGAUUAUGGGAUAUUCGGCGAUGUGCUAGCAUUCGACGCUACCUAUGGCCGCAACAAGUACAACCUACCCGUUGUAGUAUUAUCCGGAGUAAACCACCACAACCAGACAUGCGUAUUUGGAACAGCAAUGGUCUCAUGCGAAUCGCAGGAGUCAUAUAUUUGGGUUCUUCGCCAGUUUCUGGAAUGCAUGCAAGGUAAGGCACCGCAUUCAGUCAUCACGGAUGGCGACCCGGCCAUGCGGAUAGCAAUCCAGUCCGUUUUUCCUGACGCACAUCAUCGGUUGUGUGCCUGGCAUCUGCUGAGGAACGCAGCUGCUAACAUAAGCGACCCGAGAUUCACACAAAUGUUUAGACACUGCAUGCUGGCAGAUAUGGAAAUCGAGGAGUUCGAAGCGCAUUGGGAGUCAAUGCUCAAUGAGUGCGGUGUUAGGGAGGUUGAGUGGGUUAAGGACUUGUACACCAAAAAGCACGCUUGGAUAACCACAUACAUUCGUGGUAGAUUUUUUGCUGGAGUACGGACAACCUCUAGGUGCGAGUCACUACAUGCUAAACUAGGGAGGUUUGUUGAGAGCAGGUACGGGGUGUUAGAAUUUGUCAGAAAUUUUCAAAGGUGUGUGGAUUUUCUGCGUGACACCGAGGACGAGCUAGACUUUCGUUCAUGGUACGGAACACCUGUGCUACAAACGGAGUUCAUUGAGCUGGAAAAGUCUGGAUGGACUAGGUUCACCCGUGAAAUGUUUCUCAGAUACCGGGAUAGCCUGAAACGGUGUGUUCGUGUUAGAAUAUAUGAAUUUAAUGACAGUGAGAACCCUCAUGCAUAUACUCUCCAGAAGUAUCGGAGGCCUGAGAUGAAUUGGAAGGUUUAUAGGGACCAUAUCUCGAACAGAUUUAGUUGCACCUGCAUGCGUAUGGAGUCGUUUGGCAUUCCUUGUGUGCAUAUCCUUUCCGUGUGUGUUAGGCUAGACUUGGUGGAAAUCCCUGAAAGCCUUGUGCUGCGUAGGUGGUCUAAGGCAUCCAAAUUGGAGAUCCAUAACCAAUGUGGUGAGCAACACACUGCUGACCCAAGUGUGACCUAUAGGACACGAUUGGGUGCUUUCUCCCAGCUGUGUAAGCGUUUAGGGCGCGUUGCUUGCAUGAGUGAUGAAGACUUCAAGCUUUACUCAGACAAGGUUAUGAGCGAUGCUCUGUUCCUUGAAAUAAAGUACGGCUUAAGACCAUCAACGGAUGAUAUGACAACAGCAAAUGAUUGCGAGGUGAAGGACCCCAUUCGUGUCAGAACAAAAGGCACGGGUCGGAUGAGUCAAGCAGGCGGUUCUGCGUCGAAAACCAAAAGAAAGUGCAGCACAUGCGGGAAGCUAGGGCACCGGAAGACUAUAUGCCCCAACGGAGGCGCGCAAGCUUCAACGAGGAACAAAGAAUCACAUGCUGGGAGAAAUAAACGCAAGCGAUCAAAGGUACCAAUCGUUGUCCCAGAUAAUUGUUGGCCUGAAAAUGCAUGUCAAGCUGGAAGCGACAAAUGGGAAAAUUUUUCGCUUGCAGACCCAUGA
Messenger RNA from Arachis duranensis, 1716 nucleotides. RefSeq names its product protein FAR1-RELATED SEQUENCE 5-like. The record is from RefSeq and is a predicted model, not a curated record. Gene Ontology annotation, biological process: regulation of DNA-templated transcription. NCBI's taxonomy places the organism in Eukaryota, Viridiplantae, Streptophyta, Magnoliopsida, Fabales, Fabaceae. Gene Ontology annotation, molecular function: nucleic acid binding; zinc ion binding. Bases 1 to 1716 code for a protein of 571 amino acids. The transcript has 2 exons.